Molecule: messenger RNA, 1416 nt
Organism: Dromiciops gliroides (monito del monte)
Lineage: Eukaryota; Metazoa; Chordata; Mammalia; Microbiotheria; Microbiotheriidae
Gene: LENG9
Product: leukocyte receptor cluster member 9
Exons: 1
Coding region: 68-1348 (426 amino acids)
Molecular function (GO): metal ion binding
Source: RefSeq, a predicted model, not a curated record
CGAGGCCGGAAGAGCAGAAGGCAUACUAGGGUCCCAGGGGCAAGCCCUUUGCCCAGGGCGCGGCGGCAUGGAGGAGGCUGGGGCCCCGGCGCCCAUCUGCCGGUUCUACCUGGAGGGGCGCUGCCACUUCGGGGCACGCUGCCGGCUCCCCCACCCCGGAGCCGGAGCCGGGGCCGGGGCCGGGGCCGGGGCCGAGGCUCAGCCCGGGCCGCAGUCGGAGCCCGAGGGUAAGAAGCCCUCCAUGAAGACCGCCCAGGCGGUGAUCGACCGCAUCCGCUGGGACCCUCACCUGGACCCUGCCGAUUUCUCCGUGGGCUACCUGGACCGCUUCCUCGGGGUGCAGGAGGAGCCCUUCACCGCCUUCUGCUGGGACCUGGAGCUGGCCGCGCUCGGCCCCGGGGUGCUGGCCGUGCCCCAGCACCGCAUCCGCUACUUCCGACACCGCGGCCGCCUCGUGUGGGACCGCGCCUCCCGCACCGACCUCGUCUUCGGCUCGGCAGCGGGCCGCGGGACCACCAUCCUGGACGGACUCGCCGCGGCCGGCGCCCCGGGCGACGAGGGGCCCGGCGGCCCCGAAGAGGAUGACGGGCCCGGAGAGGCGGGAGCGGCCAGUCGGCCCGGGACGGACCUCUGGCCGAGCAGCAGCUCCCAGACUGGGGGAGGGACCCCCGACGGCAGCGCGGGGCCAGAGCUAGAGACCACGCGCGACGCGGAAGGCCGCCAGGGACCCCGGCCCACGCAUUUCGUGGCCCUAAUGAUAACUGACCGGGAGCUUCGGGAGGCCGUGGCCAGCGCCCAGGCUCGCCUGCUAGCCGCAGAGCCCUCCACGGGCAGCAGCCUGGUGGGUCUCGAUGCCCUCCACCUUACUUUGGUCUUGCUGCGCCUGGCAGGCCCCGGGGAGUUGGCUGCGGCUGCGGGGGCACUGAGACGCUUAGUCUGGGCCCCCAACUUCCACUACCCAGCGGCCGUUCAUUUCCAGAACUUGGCUUGUUUAGACCACAGAAUCAUCUACUCUGUCCCAAGCCCUGGCCUCGAGGGCUUGGCUCAUGCCUUGGCGCAGGAGUUGAAGGCUGAAGGGCUUCAGGUUCUGGAGCCCACAAGCCAGGAGCUGGGUCCUCACCUCACUUUGGCCAAACUGCCAAGGGGAAGCCCUGGGCGCUUGUUCCUGCCGGAGGCCCAGGGCGGAACAAGGCUGGGCAGCCAAGUCGUGGACGGGUUUCAGUUGUGCUCUGUAGGUGGGCUGCAAGGAACUGGGGGCCGCUACUCCCCAUUGGCCCAGAUCCCCCUCAGUCCCCGCCCCCAGCCCGAGGCGCUCAGCUCUCAGCUGGCCUUACCCAGCACACCUUGAGGCAGCCAGCUAUCCUAGAGGGGCCUGGGGAACACCAAGAGGAGGGGGCAAAGAAAGCACACUCAGAA